CUGGGGGCGGGGGUGCCCAGCUGCCAUCCCCGCCGUCUCCUGGCCCCCACUCGCCGGCGCCCCAGUGGGAGGACGGCAGCUGCCCGCUCCCUCCUCCCCACACCCCCGCUACCUGCCCAGUCCCCGAAGCGAAGCGUGAGGAGGCUGCGAGCCAGCGGGGCCGAGCCCACAACUUUGCAGCCUCGGGGAGGGCGAGAGCCGGCGUGCAGGGCUCCUCUUGUCCGCGACCAGAGCUUGGAAUGUAAUCGAGGAUGCUGGCCCUCAGGCUGCUCAACGUGGUGGCCCCCGCCUACUUCCUGUGCAUCUCCCUGGUGACCUUCGUGCUGCAGCUCUUCCUCUUCCUGCCUAGUAUGCGUGAGGACCCCUCGGCCGCCCGGCUCUUCUCACCUGCGCUGCUCCACGGGGCAUUCUUCCUGUUCCUCUCAACCAACGCCCUGGGUAAUUACGUCCUGGUCAUCCAGAACUCCCCAGACGACCUGGACGCCUGCCAGGGGACCGCAGCCAGGAGGGCCCUGUGCCCUCCGCCCAGCGCCCACUUCUGCCGAGUGUGCGCCAGAGUCACCCUGAGGCACGACCAUCACUGUUUCUUCACCGGCAACUGCAUCGGGAGCAGGAACAUGCGCAACUUCAUCCUGUUCUGCCUCUACACCUCCCUGGCCUGCCUCUACUCCAUGGUGGCCGGCGUGGCUUACAUCUCCGCAGUCCUUUCCAUCUCCUUCGCCCACCCUCUGGCCUUCCUCACGCUCCUUCCCACCUCCAUCAGCCAGUUCUUCUCCGGAGCUGUCCUUGGUCCUGAAAUGUUCGUCAUCCUCAUGCUCUACCUCUGGUUUGCCGUCGGCCUGGCCUGCGCUGGCUUCUGCUGCCAUCAGCUGCUGUUGAUCCUCCGGGGGCAGACCCGCCACCAGGUGCGGAAGGGGGUGGCAGUGAGGGCCCGGCCUUGGCGCAAGAACUUACAGGAGGUCUUCGGAAAGAGGUGGCUCCUGGGCCUGCUGGUCCCCAUGUUCAAUGUUGGAAGUGAGAGCUCCAAGCAGCGGGACAAGUAGCAGGCACUCCCAUCAUUUCUCUGUGUGUGUGUGUUGACUCCUCGUGAACAUAAGACCACAGCACCCUGUCUCCACCCAUGGCCCACUACAGCUUUGGGCCGGUAAGGCCCUAGCAUCCACCCCUGGUCUGUAACAUACAGAGAACAGCGUUGGCUGGUGGAUCAUGACAAGGAGGGAAAAUGGCCACUGAGGCGUUGCUAGGUUCCCCGUGAGCCAGCCUGGUGGCUGCUAACCGUUCAGAGCUUCUCUUUUGUUUCUUCCCCCUUGGGGUGCCUGCUUUUCCCCUCUGCCUGGUUCACCCACGCUCCACCAAGUCUCAUGUCAUCACUGCUAUCUGCUAGAGCUUUUCCUCUCAGCCCCAUGUCAGGAGUCGGGAGGGGAUUCUUGCUGCUGGUAUGCAGCUCCCCAGGACCUGGAGUCUGGCAAAAGGUUUAAAAUUACCACGUGUGAGAGGCAGCCAAGUCAGCUCUGCCAGCUGCUAGUGAGGUUGGGAAAGGAGGGGUGUGUGUCCUCAUCCCCUCCGUGGAAUUGUGAACAAUGGAGGGAAAAAAGAACUCAGCAGCUCGCUGCCCAGCCCUCAAGUUGCAAGGCCUUUUCUGGGAGACAGCAGCCAAUGGCCUGGGACUUCUAGCUGCUGUCCCCUGUCCACCCCGCCCCAGCCGGCUACCCAGUGCCAUCCAGGGCCUGGCUGGAUGCUUCCUUUCCCUGGCACUCUUCCAGCCUCUGGGUCUUUGCUAGAUGCUGGGAAGGCAAGGAAGAAGAGAGAAGGAAAGGGAGAUACUGAUAAAUGAGAGUGGUGUGUGACUGCACAACCAUAUAGAAGGGGGGGCAUGUGAUCGUGUGUGUGUGUGUGAGAGAGAGAGAGAGAGAGAUAGAGAGAGAGAGAGAGAGAGAGAGAGAGAAAGUGGUGAGGAAUGUUGUUAUGAAAAUAGAGAAAGAAUGGGAAGAGAGAGGGUCACACAGAGAUUGGGCACUGGGAUAUUUGGGGACUGAGAAUGAAAGGGGCAAAUGGGUUCAUUUCUGAAGGACAUUCUAGCAGCUAAAGCUGUUCAGUGUUUGAAUAGUUGCCUGGGAAGGUAGUGAGUGCCUCACAACUGGAGGUAUUCCGGAAGGGACUAGGCAGUCAUCUGGCAGGCAUGCUGUGGAAAGAAUUUCUGCACAGGGUCAGGGAAAGGAAGAUCCUUUCCCACCCCAAGAUGCCAGUGUCUUCUUCAUGAUUGCCAGGUCCAGAGGCAAGAUCUGCAGAGACACCUGUGAAUUAUUUGCUUUCGUGGAGGAUGGGGCGGGAUGGAGUAGUCUGAAAAUCAUGAUGCAAACUUUCAGGACCCUACCUGACCACCAGCGAGAUGGGACUACUAGGUAUUAAUGCUAGUUGAGGGGGUUGGCCUUUGAGGACAGGGAGAUGGGGCAGUGUCAGGGGCAGGUCGGGGCAGUGGUGGGGAGAGCAAAGCUGGAAAAUCACGUUCAACUCUGAGGAGUGAGAUUGGGAGAGUUGAAGCUCAGGAACAGGGAGACCGGAAUAUAGGGGUGCAAUUGGGAGACCAGCCCUGACUAGCUCUGGAUGAGGGCACUGCUCUGCAUUCUGGGACCCAGAAGACCAGACUCCUGGGGCAUAUGAGGGAGUGGGGACAACACAAGCGCCCCCUCCUGACCGGGUCCCAAGGCCGUUCUGCCAUCCAGUCUGCUGGAGCCCACACUCUGCAGUGUCCAGCUGGUGGCCACAGUGACCCCAACCGUUGCCACACGACACUGCACAGCACCUCGAGUUCUCGAGCAGAGCUUGGGAGGACUUUAUCUUGGUUCUGCCUUCAUGGCCCCUAGAGAACUAAUGUAGUAAUGGUGCCACCUGCUCAUAGUUCUCCCUCUUACAUUAUUCAUUCGUUCAUCCUACAUGUAUUUACUGAGCACCAACUGUGUGCCAAGUCUCCACCAGGCACUGGUAUACGGUGGUGAACAGGAUGAAAUCCCUGCCACCAGGAGCAUCCUGUUGCUGACCCCAUGUCCCCACCCCCUGCAAAACAGUCACUCUGCCAUCUUGCUGGGCAGCAGGAUAGGUCACUUGGAGGGGAAGGGUGUGGCGGAGAGGGUUGAAGGGGAGCCCAGGCUUCCUGGAUGGAGGGGUCAUUGGGGCGGGGGGGGGCAUCCUCACCCUCAGUUCUGACCAUAUUGAAUCAGUGGGAGUGGAAGGUGAGAAGGGAAAGGGCCUGGCUCACUCCUGACCCCAAAGCUCAGGCUUGGAAGCCAGCCCUGCCCUGCUCAGUCUCCUGGAGGCUCAGCAGUGUGAGGGAGCAAAAGGGAUAUGUGCAGGGAGUCAUCUCCUGGCUGACUGGCCAGUGGGGGUGACAGUGGGGAGGUUGCCAGGUGUAGGACUUGAGAAAUAUUUGUACACAUGGCCCUAUAAUGUCGAUGAAGAACAUCAAUAAAAUAUGUGGUUUUAAA
This is a messenger RNA of Orcinus orca (killer whale), 3482 nucleotides long. RefSeq names its product zinc finger DHHC-type palmitoyltransferase 22 (gene ZDHHC22). The coding region runs from base 252 to 1043 and encodes 263 amino acids. Gene Ontology annotation, cellular component: Golgi apparatus. The record is from RefSeq and is a predicted model, not a curated record. Gene Ontology annotation, molecular function: palmitoyltransferase activity. Gene Ontology annotation, biological process: protein palmitoylation. Lineage: Eukaryota; Metazoa; Chordata; Mammalia; Artiodactyla; Delphinidae. The transcript has 3 exons.